Orycteropus afer afer is the source of this 228-nucleotide messenger RNA. NCBI's taxonomy places the organism in Eukaryota, Metazoa, Chordata, Mammalia, Tubulidentata, Orycteropodidae. The record is from RefSeq and is a predicted model, not a curated record.
ACCACAUCUCCAAAUUAAGGUACAGUUCAGCCUUUGGAUCUAGAGCUUACUGUGUCUCCAGAACCCACUGUGAAGGUUGAACAUUCUACUGCCCCACCAACCACAACAUCUCCUCCAAAGGAAGUUACAGUGCAGCCUUUGGAUCUAGAGCUUACUGUGUCUCCAGAAAGCACUGUGAAAGUCGAACAUGCUACAGUCCUGAAGACCACCACAUCUCCUCCAAAUUAA